Penaeus monodon (black tiger shrimp) is the source of this 940-nucleotide messenger RNA. Its product is annotated as toll-interacting protein B-like. Gene Ontology annotation, cellular component: cytoplasm. The record is from RefSeq and is a predicted model, not a curated record. Gene Ontology annotation, biological process: ubiquitin-dependent protein catabolic process. Gene Ontology annotation, molecular function: ubiquitin binding; ubiquitin conjugating enzyme binding. Lineage: Eukaryota; Metazoa; Arthropoda; Malacostraca; Decapoda; Penaeidae.
GUGUCAAUUGUGUCUGCAGUGUUAAACAAGAACUACGGUAUGACACGCAUGGAUCCCUAUGUCAGAAUGAGAAUAGGGCACCAAGUAUUGGAGACACAGACGGAUGUCAAUGGUGCAAAAAACCCACGCUGGAAUAAGACCUUUCAAGUGUACCAAUUGCCUAAAGGUGUGAACACAAUCCAUAUAGAAAUAUUUGAUGAGAGAACCCUAACAGAUGAUGAGCUUAUUGCUUGGGUCCACCUUCAGAUCCCAGAAAUUGUUUUCCAGGGUGAAACUGUUGAUGAAUGGUACAGUCUAAGUGGAAAACUUGGUGAGAGACAGGAGGGUAUGGUCAAUGUCGUGAUAUCUUAUACGACUGCACCUGCUACUGUAACACCAGUAAUGAUGAUGCCAGGGAUGUACCAAUACCCUGGUUAUACUUCAGUGCCGGUAUAUACCCUACCACCUGCUCAGCAACCAGCUUCAUCAGUACCACCAAGACAAAUUUCAGAAGAAGAACAAAAGCAGCUUGAAGAGAUGUUCCCAUCUGUUGAUGCAGAGGUAGUCAAGUCAGUCCUAGAGGCUUCUCAAGGGAACAAAGAAGUUGCAAUCAACUCUCUCCUUCAGAUGCAGGAGUCCUAAACCUGCCUAUUCUAUAGUCAUGAUGUUGUGCAGUACAGUACAGUAAGUUCAUAAAAAAAAAAGUGGAAAUAUGAGAAGUCACAUGUCUGUGAAAUCAUAUUUAUCUCUACCAUAAAAUGUAUCCACAUUCUUGUUUUAUUUGAAGAGAAUAUCACAUAAUGUUGAUGUUUAAUUGCUAUAACUAUAUGGUAUUUGAAUCAUAUUGUCUUCAACCAAGGGUGUAGGAUCAUUAGUUGUAUUUUUGCUCUUAAAAUCUGAAUAUUGUAAGAGAUAAUUAACCAUCUGGUUUACAAUUCUAUCACAUAUAUAAGAUUUUGAU